CCUACCCUCAUACCUCUACCUCAGGACUCACCCAUCGAAGCCAUGGGCGGUGAGUCACGGAGCUACGGUGGAUUGGUGACGCUCUCGAUCAUCGUCAACUACGUCCUGGGCGUCGGCCUGCUCGCCUUGCCCUACGUCUUUCGGGUGGCCGGCAUUGGACUCGCCGUGGUGGCCAUUGUCAUCGGUGGCAUCUUCACCCACAUCACCGCCAUGCUGGUGGCAGAGGCUGAAGAUCUGUCCAAGCGCGCUCUUCGCAACGGUUCGCUCGUCCUUCCAGGAUCGGUCUUCUCGUCCCACGUCUGUUCGUCGUCCCCCGUCCUCACCGAGACCUCGCCCAUGCUCCGUCGCACGACGGCUGCUUCUGCUCCGUCGGCGAUCGCGGUCAACUCGGGUGAUGUGGAGGUCCUGUCGGCCACAGCUGGUGCCGCGCCGCGCCUAGAUCCGCCGCUCGAGGUUGUUGACAUGGUUCAUCUCUACUACGGGCCGCGGGUCCGGGUCGCGUACAUCAUCGGGCUUGGGACGUAUCUCGUCGGCGGGCUCUGGGCGUACACCGCCAUCUUUGCGGUGGCUCUCGGCGCGGCCUUUCCGCUCAAGUUUGCGGUGGCGCCCGAGCAUCGCGCAGGACUGACCUGCGAUGCUCAUGCUGGCUUUGAAUCGGAUUGUGAGCUUGUGUAUCUGGUGUACAUUGCCGUCUUUGCCGCCAUCGUCAUUCCGCUCUCGUUUGUGGAUGCCGCGUCGCAGUGGCUCGUCCAGAUUGUCCUCACUGUGGCGCGGUACGUGACCAUCGCCAUGAUGAUGAUCAUUCCGGUUGCGGCUCUGUAUACCGACUCGGUUGACGCCGCGCCCGGCGCACCUGCACACCCGCCACACAUCGCACCGGGCGCCGACGACCUAUUCCGCUGGACCGGGACCGGCCUGGCGCUCCUCACCGGCCUCUACUCGCUCGUCUUCCAGCACUCGGUCCCCGGCAUCCUCGCGCCGCACCGCAACAAGGCCUCGAUCCCGCUUGUCCUCGCCCUCUCUAUCGCCUCGAUCAGCAUCCUGUACAUCGGCCUCGGCAUCGCGUCGGCGUUGUACUUUGGCGAGUCGACCCAGCCGUCGAUCAACGUCAACUACUCGACCUUUCGCUACGGCCGUGCAGAUGGGACCAAUGUCCCGCUGUGGGGCAAGAUCUGUAACGACAUCAUUGUUCUCUUUCCGGGCAUCUCCUCCAUCUCGACCUACCCGCUAAUCGCGCUCACCCUUGCUAACUCGGCGCUUGUUACUCUUCCGCUCUCGAUCACCGGCGCGCCCGGGUCUGCCAAGCGCGCUCGCGCCACCUGGGUCACCCGCGCCGCAGUCGCCAUUCCUCCGGUCGUGGGCGCGGUCUUUGUCCGUAACCUCACCACCAUUCUCUCGUACGCCGCCAUCCUCGCCAUUGCCAUUGGCCUGGUCAUGCCUGCUGGCAUCUGGCUCGGCGCCGUCCGCCAUGCCGCCGCCCACGGCAUUGACCGCGUCGCGCCGUACGCCUCUGUCUUUACCUCGCGCAUCACGGCUGGAACGUCGCUCGCGUUUGGUGUCGCCUGCCUCGCUGCCUUUGUCGUCGGCCUUGUUGCAAAGAGCUAGCCGAGAGCAGCCUGCUCAUCGCGCAUGGUCUAUCGAGUAGUCGAUGUCGGAAUGAAUGUCGCCCGG
Molecule: messenger RNA, 1671 nt
Organism: Thecamonas trahens ATCC 50062
Lineage: Eukaryota; Apusomonadida; Apusomonadidae
Exons: 1
Coding region: 43-1605 (520 amino acids)
Source: RefSeq, a predicted model, not a curated record